This is a messenger RNA of Hyalella azteca, 411 nucleotides long. Its product is annotated as potassium voltage-gated channel protein Shal-like. Gene Ontology annotation, biological process: potassium ion transmembrane transport. The coding region runs from base 1 to 411 and encodes 136 amino acids. Gene Ontology annotation, cellular component: voltage-gated potassium channel complex. The record is from RefSeq and is a predicted model, not a curated record. Gene Ontology annotation, molecular function: A-type (transient outward) potassium channel activity. Lineage: Eukaryota; Metazoa; Arthropoda; Malacostraca; Amphipoda; Hyalellidae. The transcript is spliced from 3 exons.
AUGGUCCCCCACACCCCGAUGGGCAAGAUCGUGGGUGGGGUGUGCUCGCUCUCGGGUGUACUCGUGAUCGCGCUGCCCGUGCCUGUCAUCGUCAGCAACUUCUCCCGCAUUUACCACCAGAACCAGCGCGCUGACAAGCGUAAAGCUCAGAAGAAGGCGCGGUUAGCCCGCAUCCGCAUCGCGAAGGCGUCGAGCGGCGCAGCGUUUGUGCUGAAGAAGAAGGCGGCGGAGGCUCGCAUAGCAGCGCAGGAGAGCGGCCUGCUCGACGACUACGGCAAGGAGGAGGACAUCUUCGAGCUGCAGCACCAUCAUCUGCUGCGAUGUCUCGAGAAAACUACGGGCGACUAUGGAGAUGAUAGAAGGUCUAUCCUGCAAAUGAUGGGGAUGAUCGAAGGUCUAUCCUGCAAAUGA